CUGGCCCAAUUCGCGAACUGCUUACGUCAUGAAAGUUUAUGUAUAAAGGAAGAAGAGUGGUGCAGGAAAUAUCUCUCUCCCUUCGGAACGUUUUAGAGUGAUUUCAAGGGCACCAAGAACGGUCCAUAAAUCGCGAUAAAUCGUAACAGAACGGCGGAGCGACGCUGGGUGAAGCUCGCCUACUUUCGAAGCGAUAAAGCAGUGCAGACAGAGCGCAGCCUUACAGUCGAGCGAAGAGUGCACAGUACCGAUAAGAUCGCCGCCGCUAGGAAGCCAAGGGGCGAAAAGCAACAACCGCAACAACAACGGCAACAACGGGCAAUUGCAAGCCAUAACUCCACUACCCCCCUCCCCAUUCCGCCCGUUCAUCCUCUAUCGCGGCUGCAUUUUCCCGAGGGGUGGACAGACCACACACACACCCCGCCCCCGAACGACAGCGACAGCGGUUCCACGUAAGCGUUUCAGGAAGCGCCGUUCCACCGUUGCACUCAUCCGUCGCAGCAUCAUCCGUGCACUACGUUCACCGUUAAUUCCACAGCAGCUGAACGAACGAUGGCGAGUGAAACGGGCGAGUACGAGAGUGUGGUGCUGGUGAAGCAGGAGGUGUUCGUGUACAAGAUACCGCCAAGGCAGAGCAAUCGCAGCUACCGAGCCGCCGACUGGAACCUCACCGAACCUAUCUGGACCGGCCGAUUACGGAUGGUGUCGAAGGGGCGGUCGCUGUGUGUGAAGCUUGAGGACAAGACGUCCGGUUCGCUGUUCGCCAACUGUCCCAUCGAGAGCUACCCGGGCGUUGCCAUCGAGGCUGUGUCGGACAGCUCGCGGUAUUUCGUGCUACGUAUCCAGGACGACAAUGGGCGGACCGCGUUCAUUGGGCUCGGCUUCGGUGAUCGAUCCGACUCGUUCGACCUAAACGUCGCCCUGCAAGAUCACUUCAAGUGGGUAAAGAACGAGGAGAAGAUCGAGAAGGAGAAGGUCGAACCGAAGCAGCAGCUCGAUCUCGGCUUUAAGGAGGGUGAAACGAUCAAGAUCAACAUGAAGAUCACGAAAAAGGACGGUUCGGAAGUGUCUUCGCGGCUGAACAAUAAGAAGGCGGCGUCGGGUGGCUUGCUGCCACCACCCCCUGGUGGUAACAAAAUCAAUUCGGGCACGCCAGGUAGCACCAGCUCGCCUUCUCAUCAACCCUCGGCUACGUUAAACGCUGGCGCUGCCGCCGCCACUGGUGGGGCUCAGACGGAAUGGGGCGAGUUCACUUCGGCCGGUGUGCAGAGUGGCACCGGCGACCCGGCAGCAACGGCUACCACUCCUAGCAAAACCAACGCGAACUGGGUGCAGUUCUAAUCGGAUUGGCUGCGUUUUCAGAACCGAAUGCAGGUCGCUUUGGGUGGUGCUGCCGUCAGCGUAUGCCUGCCUGCCCCUCUCAGCGUGGGGGUGCCUGCCCCCCUUAGCGAGUAGUAAGGGAACUAUACAUAAUCGUUUAAGUUUAAGGCUCCGCUUGUGCAUUUUUCGAUGCGAUGGGGAAAGCAAAAUGAAUUAAGAUUGAUAGUGAGCGCAGUGUUCCACCUAGUUUCUGCUCCAUCCCCCCCCUCAAUCCUUCCUUUACAAAAAGAAAGGAGCGAUAUAAUCCUGUUGCAUUCGUGCAUUUUUUAGAUUGUAUUCCCCUUUUUUACUGUUGUUUUGUUGUCAGAGCAGGCGGUGGACAUGUUAAAUUGUGGUCUACAUCAGUUAUAUUAUGUAAAGAAUAGAAGCAUCGUGCGCAGGGUUCACAACUCGAACGUCAAGAAUACCCAGAGUUCUCAAAACAAUCCUCCAGCAGGAGAAGCAAAUAAAAUCCGCGGGGUUUACAGUUCAAUAACGUAGGACCGCGAUAUAGUUGCAGAGUAGGAUGUAAGCGCGCAACAUAACGCAAAAUUAUAAUUCCAAACCGCGCUGCGGAUACGUAGGAGAAGGGGGAAUCCCAAACAAUAGGUUGCGGAUAGCAAAUUCGUAGUGUUAGAAGCGUUUUAGAGCAUGCAGCGGAAUCGCGCCUUUCAAAUUCAACACUUGUGUGCGCGUGUGUGUAUUCGCCUAGGGCACUUUGCCACACCGAGCACGUUAGCGAUGUAUACAGGCGUUCAAGAGCGUAGAAUUGAUUGCUUCUAGAGUUGCAUUUGUGUAGCAUUUCGGAGAUACGUAAAUCGUACCAUAUUCAGUACAGUGGUAGGGUCUAGCGGUGACUAUUAUUUGCCUUAAUUGGUCUAGAUGCAGCAUAUCGCAAGCGACGCUAAACGAAGGUUUCCGUUUUCUGAAGGACAGCACCUCUCGAUGGUGUUUCGAAUGUCGUUUCGACGGCGAUGGCGAGGUGGGAGCCCGUAUAUCGCAGAUAGCUCUUGGUUGUUUGAAUUGUGAUGUUGGCUUAUGCCUGUAUGUUCUUUUCUUCUGAAUGGCAGCGCUAGGCUUGGGGCGUUACAGAAUGCGUUGUGCAUGCCCGAACGUAACUAAAAAUGGAAGAACAACAACAACAGAGGACAUUAAUUCGAAUUCAUAUUCAACUAGAUGAGCUAGUUUAGGGGGGAGGCGAUUGAAACUGUGUGUAAAGAACCUACAGAUAUGCAUUAUCGGGUAUAGAUUAAAAAUGAUAUGCAGAUCUACAUAUAUUUAAUAUAAUCAAAUGUUAUAUGUGUAGAUAUAUAUAUAUAUAAUAUAAAAGUAUAUGGGUACGUAUGUGUUAAUAAGCAUAUAUAAGAAGGUAUAGCUGGUAGUUGUUGCAAAAUGCAGCACUGACACUGUGAAACAGCAUGAAACAAUGUUGAUUUAGUUCCAUACACAUACACAACCCUCACAAAGACCCACGUGACAGGUACAAUGACACGGACGAACGUCUAAUCAUCAGCGAGGAAAAUGGCAUUUUGGCGAAGCCAGCAAGAAGGUAGCAGCACUCAACUAAAGACAGACCACACUGUCUAGUGAUUCUAGCUACACUUUUUGGGCGAGAUAGAGAGAUGAGAGCGGAAAAUAAAGUAAUAGUAAAGCAUAUCCCGAACCCAUCACCCACUGCGCCAUUGAGGCUCCGUUUUGUUUCUAAAUAUGGCCGCGUACUCCCAGUUCAUUAUUGGCGAGUUCACUUCAAUCCGUAGUUCGUGCUACUCGCAAUCCUGCUCACUUUCCAGGGACUAGAUCUUGCUAGAUUCGUGUGUUUAUCCAAGGCUAUGUCAUCAAAACAACAAGAAAAUAGAACAGAAGUAAAAUAGGGUCGAUUGGUGAGCAUAUAUUACAAUGAAAUUAACAAACACUAA
Molecule: messenger RNA, 3275 nt
Organism: Anopheles darlingi
Lineage: Eukaryota; Metazoa; Arthropoda; Insecta; Diptera; Culicidae
Product: NECAP-like protein CG9132
Exons: 3
Coding region: 553-1341 (262 amino acids)
Biological process (GO): endocytosis
Cellular component (GO): clathrin vesicle coat; membrane
Source: RefSeq, a predicted model, not a curated record